AAUUGAUCCGGUUUUUGACCCUAGACGCAGGGCGUGUCAUCGUAUGCGCAACUGUCACGUAUAAAUGCUGCGCCAGCGCUCAUCUCAGCACACUGACGGACAAACACUCGACAUGGCAGUCAAAAUUACAACUCUCUUCUGCAUGGUAGCAGCGGCUGCGGCCGUGGUCGUGGAGGUCGCCCCCGAGGCAGUCCAGGUCGCGCCCACCGCCAAGGUGCUCUACGAGGAGCCCGAGGCCCCCGCCCAGUACGAGUACGAGUACUCCGUCCACGACCAGCUCUCCGGAGACUCUAAACAAGCCAAAGAGAACCGCAACGGAGAUGCUGUCCACGGAUUCUACACUCUCGUUCAGCCCGAUGGCGUGCAGCGCAUCGUGGAGUACACUGCUGAUAAGAUCCACGGGUUCAACGCUGUGGUUCGCUACGAGGGAGCGCCCCAGAAGGUCGCGUACGCGGCUGCUCCCGCCCCGGUAGCCUACGCUCAGCCGGUUGCCAAAGUAGCCUACGCUCCUGCACCAGCUCAAGUGGCUUAUGCUCAACCUGUCGCCAAAGUAGCCUACGCUCCUGCACCAGCUCAAGUGGCUUAUGCUCAACCUGUCGCCAAAGUAGCCUACGCUUCUGCACCAGCCCAAGUGGCUUAUGCUCAACCUGUCGCCAAAGUAGCCUACGCUCCUGCACCAGCGCAAGUGACUUAUGCUCAACAUGUUGGCAAAGUAGCGUAUGCCCCGGCGCCGGCACCAGUGGCCUAUGCCCAACCUGUCGCCAGAGUGGCCUACGCCCCGGCGCCAGCGCCCGCUAUAAGCUACGCGCAGCCCAUCCCGUACGCGCAACCAGCUCCCGUGGCCUACGCUCAGCACGCCGCCAAGGUCGCCUAUGCCCAGCCCGGCGCUAAUGUCGCGUACGCACCUGCUCCCGUGGCGUAUGCCCAAGCUCCGGCCGCUCACCACGUGGCCUACGCGCCGGCCCCUCACGCCUACCCCACCCACGUCGGCCAUGUUACCUACUCAUCGCCAGCUGUCUCGUACCAACAUUAAGUACUUAAUUGUUAAGUUAGUAUUUAUUUUAAUACAUCACUAUAGCCUAUAAAUCGAA
Cydia amplana is the source of this 1091-nucleotide messenger RNA. Its product is annotated as cuticle protein-like. The record is from RefSeq and is a predicted model, not a curated record. Bases 65 to 1033 code for a protein of 322 amino acids. Gene Ontology annotation, cellular component: extracellular matrix. The transcript has 2 exons. NCBI's taxonomy places the organism in Eukaryota, Metazoa, Arthropoda, Insecta, Lepidoptera, Tortricidae.